AUGACGAUGAAACGAUCGCUAAACGACAUUCUGGACGGCCACGAGGAUGUGGAUCUCGACUCUACCGCCGAGCUGGAUGUAGACAUGGAGACCCCACCCUUCCAGGAUGCCCCAGACACCCAGAUGCGAAUGUGUGUGGACUGUGGAGAUCAGCCAGCGGACAAGAACUGCCAGGGCUGUGAGGAAGACUUUUGCGACGUAUGUUUUCAGUACAUUCACCGAACCGGCAACCGAUCUAAACACGCUACUCUGCCCAUUGAGAACGCUAUCACCAACUCGGCAGGUGGCGCGACUGGAGCCACCACAGCGAGCAAUGGAGCUGGACAAGAGCCUGAGGACAAGGUCGACAUGUCUCUGUCGAAGCACUCCAUGAUUGAACCCGAUGAGACCCAGCUCAAGGUUCUGGCCCUGCUGAAAGAGCGGGCUAAGGAUGUUCCUGUUCGGCUCACUUAUGACGAGAGAAAACUGCUCAGACUGUUGGAGGCUGCUCUCAACGUCUCCGAGUACACCGACAAGGUCGACAUUCUGUCCUACACUUCCAAAGCCAAGCGUAUUGUGGCCCAGCUCCGAGAAAUGUGCUCGAUUAUGGCUGCUCUGGUUGUGGCUACAGACAUGAAGACUGGACAGGCACUAUUUGAGAAUAAGAACUUUGCUGAUAACGCCGAUUGGUUCCAGACUGUGUUUGAAAUUGGCCGGCGAUACAAGAUCAUGAACCCUGACAAGAUGCGAGACUCUUUUGGUAAACUCAUGUACAUGAUCAUGGACUCAAGGCUGGCAGAAGUGUCUCAGGUCAUGGAGUUUGAUCUCUACAAGCCUGUCAAGAGCGUCUAUAGCCAUCUGCGAUCAUUUGGAGAUGGCGCUGACGGUUCCGGCGUCGCUGUCUUUGGAGAUCCUCUAAUUGUCGAUGCCAUCAUGGAGAUCAACCCUGAUGGCAAGAACCGAAGACAGAUUCAGCAGGCGAUCCAGACCAAGGAGCGAGCUAUCGAGAUUCUGGCCAAGCGAUACUCCAAGGGCAAGCUGCUUAAGGAGGAUGUUCGACAGUGUCUCUAUUCUCUCGGAGAUUACCAUGCCUAUCUCCGAGCCAACCAGGAGCCUGUGGAGCGAAUGAUGAAGUACCUCAAUGAAGACUUUGACGAGUCUUCCGACACAUCUGGUGAGUUCCAUCUGGCUAUCAGAUACGGCUCUGGAGGGGCUCGUCUGUCCCACAACCACUCAAAGCAGUACCAGUACGUCCGCCAGUCUCUGUCUUUGUGGUCCGAGAUUAUGAAGGAGAUGUUCCGAAUGUGGUCGCUUUCGGACGCGGACCUCACCAGCACUGGCCGAUACCAGCUCACCGACACUGGUCAGGGUCUCAACCGAAUCAAGGGCUGCCCUGGUGUGUCUCGAGCCAUUCAUGGUGUCAUAUCCAAGGCUCAGCAUCGAACUGGCUCGUGGAUUGGUUCCUCAGUCGUCCACCUGGGGGAUCAUACUGUGCCCAACGCCCUCUUUUUCCUGGACAAGUACCUCCAAGUGCCCCGUAUUCUCAUUCCCGUGGACAUGGUGGUCUCCAAUAUCGAAAGCCUCGCAAAGGACCCACAUGUGUCCCUGUGGAUAAAGGAGCAGUUUGGUUCACCUGACCGGCUCCGGAAGACUAUUCUGGCUGACUUCUUCAAGCACGCCUUUGACGGAUCUGGAGCAGACAACUUCUACGACGCCGGCUCGUGUAUCGACGGCCGACUCACCUCUGCAUGGAACUGGGCCAACUCCAUUUCCAAAAAGAGCUAUUACAAGAUCUUCCUUGUCAGUGGCUUCACUGGGUUCGAUGGAGCUGGCUUUUAA
Messenger RNA from Yarrowia lipolytica CLIB122, 1818 nucleotides. RefSeq lists its product as uncharacterized. The record is from RefSeq and is a predicted model, not a curated record. Lineage: Eukaryota; Fungi; Ascomycota; Dipodascomycetes; Dipodascales. Gene Ontology annotation, molecular function: zinc ion binding.